AUGACGUCGACACAACAGCUAGCUCCCUCCCCCUCCCCUUCCCUAAACACUCAUCAGAAAGGGUUGACCGGGAUGAGAUCAUCUAAGUUUCUAUCGGCACGACACGGUUGGCUCUCGGUCCUUUCCAGUCUACCUCGUCCAUCGAGCUUCUUCUACCAGAAGGCGCAGAAUAUCAAGAAUGCAGCCUACAAAUUUACAGCCAACGCAACGGAAGGUGGGCGUAUCAUUCCUCCACCUCCCAAGGACGACGAUUUGCAGUUGCGAAUCGACGCAGGUCGUUAUAAUCCGGAGACUCAUAAACUUAAUGUGGUCUUGCAAGUCAAUAGAGAAGCAAAAAGUCCAGAAUUGAAGGACUGCGCCAAGUAA
Molecule: messenger RNA, 366 nt
Organism: Exophiala xenobiotica
Lineage: Eukaryota; Fungi; Ascomycota; Eurotiomycetes; Chaetothyriales; Herpotrichiellaceae
Exons: 1
Coding region: 1-366 (121 amino acids)
Source: RefSeq, a predicted model, not a curated record